UUUCCGCCAAGAUGGUUGUUGGUGCCUUCCCUAUCGCCAAGCUCCUGUAUCUCGGAGUGAGGCAGAUGAGCAAGCCUGUAGCGAAUCGGAUAAAAGCGGGAGCCCGGAGAAGCGAGUUCUUCAAAACUUACAUAUGUCUACCCCCGGCACAGCUUUACCACUGGAUUGAGAUGAGAGCAAAGAUGCGGGUCAUGGGCUUUCGGGGUUCCACCAUUAAGCCACUGAAUGAGGACGCAGCUGCAGAGCUGGGCGCAGAGUUGCUGGGAGAGGCAAUCAUCUUCCUCAUCGGUGGUGGAUGUAUGGUGCUGGAGUACAGCAGGCAGGCCUCUAACUCCCGCCGCAAAGAGGAGGAGCUGAAUGAGACCAUCACAAGCCUACAGACUGAACUAGCAGAACUAACACUAACCACAGAGACUCUAGAAGCUCGAUUGAAAGAGGUCAACAGGCUAGUGCUGUCCUUUCCUGCUCCCACCAAUAAGUGAUUAAAUAAGUUCUUUGCUAUAUGGCAUGGUAUUGUUUGUUGAUCAGUGUGUGAUGGAAUAAGAGUGCACCAACAUAGUGCUGCCAUAUGACCACCCUGCUUCACACACCCUAAACCCAUGAAGUAGGGUGGAAGAGGUGGACUUGAGCAUAUCAAUGCGCUGUACAUUUGGGUGGUAUCAUGAGCUCAUGUUUUGAGCAACUAGUUAUAAAGGGGGAUUGCUAUGAUAUUCAUAGUGAAUUUCUGUGUUUCAUCUCGCAUGUCCAUUACAAGACUUGACUAUAUAUGAACACAGGGUUAGACCCUAAAGUUAAUAUAUUUGAUAACAGCUACAGCAUAUUACUUUUUAUUUCAGCGAUCCUCAUGGACCUUAAUCGCUUAGGAAAUGCAUAUUUUCAUGCUUGAUCGGCUUCAGUUAUGAGUAAGUCUAGAUUAUAUACUGCAACUCAAAAACAUCAGGUCACAACAGUGGAUUGUUUUUGACAAUAUCUGCCCAUGCAGUUUCACAGACAUGUCACAUUGUAUUUACACUGUGAAUCCCUUUGCUGGUACAUGUAUAUUGGAUGUGAUGGCAAUUGUAAAAGGAAGGUGUAAAAUAAAAUUGUAUGCUGUCUGUU
Molecule: messenger RNA, 1098 nt
Organism: Seriola dumerili (greater amberjack)
Lineage: Eukaryota; Metazoa; Chordata; Actinopteri; Carangiformes; Carangidae
Gene: opa3
Product: OPA3, outer mitochondrial membrane lipid metabolism regulator
Exons: 2
Coding region: 12-482 (156 amino acids)
Biological process (GO): regulation of lipid metabolic process
Cellular component (GO): mitochondrion
Source: RefSeq, a predicted model, not a curated record